This is a messenger RNA of Aspergillus nidulans FGSC A4, 1512 nucleotides long. RefSeq lists its product as uncharacterized. NCBI's taxonomy places the organism in Eukaryota, Fungi, Ascomycota, Eurotiomycetes, Eurotiales, Aspergillaceae. Gene Ontology annotation, biological process: transmembrane transport. Bases 1 to 1512 code for a protein of 503 amino acids. The record is from RefSeq and is a predicted model, not a curated record. Gene Ontology annotation, cellular component: membrane. Gene Ontology annotation, molecular function: transmembrane transporter activity. The transcript has a single exon.
AUGGAGAAAAACUCCCUCAAAGAUGAGGACAAAGACCGAGCCUCCACAGCCGAAGGCCAGGUCCAUGUCCUUCCCUCCAGCGACGAUGCCCGCAUGCCCAGCUCCCUCCGUUCCCUUUCGUCGGACGAGUAUGGGGAGCUGAACAAGAAGAUCGUGCGCAAGAUCGAUACCCUUGUCCUCCCCACUAUCGGCAUGCUGUACAUCCUCAACUACAUCGACCGGCAGAAUCUGGCAGCUGCAAAGCUCCAAGGCAUUAUGGAGGACCUGUCCAUGACCACGCAGCAGUUCGCAACGGCCGUCUCGAUCCUCUUUGUUGGCUACCUCCCCUUCCAAAUCCCCUCCAACCUCCUGAUCACAAAGAUCCCACGUCCGGGGAUGUACAUCUGUGCCGCCGUCGUUGUCUGGGGGAGUAUAUCCGCUUUGACGGCCGCCGUAAAAACAUACGAGCAGCUCCUCGCUGUGCGUGCAACCCUCGGCGCCGCAGAGGCAGUCUUCUUUCCGGGAGCCAUCUACUACCUGUCAGCAUGGUACACGAAAGCAGAGCUCGGCAAGCGCAUUGCAGCAUUGUAUAUCGCGCAGCAGGUAGGCAAUGCAUUUGGCGGCUUGUUCGCAGCUGCCAUCUUACAGCUCGACGGGGCCCACGGGAUUGCAGGGUGGCAGUGGCUGUUCAUCAUCGAGGGAUCGGCAACGGUUGGAAUUGGCGCCAUAUGCGCCCUGAUCAUGCCCGAGUUCCCACACAACAGCCGAAUCCUCAGUCCGAUUGAGCGGGAUCUGGCAGUCUGGCGGAUCGAAUCCGAGGCCGGUGCGGCGGAGGGGAAAGAGAACGUCUCGCUCCUGACGGGGUUCGUGAACGCGCUUAGGGAUGUCAAGCUCCUGCUACUCAUACUGGCGAAUAUGCUCUCUCAGGUGCAGGGGAGUAUAGCGAAUUAUUUCCCUACCCUGGUAUCGUCGCUCGACUUUUCCGAGACGCUGUCUUUGCUCCUAACUGCGCCGCCGUAUAUCCUUGCUGGCGGCGUCUAUUACGGAAUCAUGUACUACUCCGACUCGCGGAAUACCGUCUACCCGCUUAUUCUGAUCUGCGUGGCUAUCACCGUGGUAAUGUACAUCAUCCCGAUGGCGACAUUGAACGUGGGGGCUCGGUACUUUAGCAUGAUGAUACUCCCCUUUGCGUCCGUGGGCCCGCAGCUCCUCCUCUACAAGACGAUCAAUCUGCAUCUUGCUCGACCCGUGAGUAAACGGGCGGCGGCAUCUGCACUGGUCAAUGCGAUUGGAGGCACAUCGAAUAUCUGGGCCUCUUACCUUUACUACGACGAACCGAGAUUUAUGGCGGCGUUCGGGGCGUUGAUUGGGGCAGGUGUCUGCUUGGGCAUUACGGUCACUGUUUACCGGUGGAUUGUGCGCAGGGAGAAUCGGCGCCUGGAUUCAGGAGUUGAGGAAGAGAUCGAAAAGGUCAUCAAGAAUGGAGUCACAAGGGAGAUGGUUGGCCUGGGGUGGAGGUAUGAGAUGUAUUAG